AACCUUACUUCUCCAAUCCUAAAAAUCACUUAAAAAAUUCAAACCUUUCCACCCCCUUAAAUUCUCUUCCUAAAUCCCCACUCACCCUCACUCACCCAUCUAGUUCCCUUCCUCCUUCCCAGGCUCCCUCAGUUUCCCGCUUCGGUCACUCCUCACACAGAAAUGAGUUAUUCAAAAUUCAGAAUUUCACUUUUCAGAAUUCCCCGCUUAAGCAGGCGAGUUUUGGACUUGGUAAUGGGGUUCAGGAUAAUCGAUAUAUAACUUCUUUAUCAACCCACCCACAAGGUUCUCCUCCCUUUCCAAGUCAAAAUUCCAACCCUCUCCAAACUAAAAAAGGAAGGAAGAUAAGGAUGAAGAAGAGUAUUGGGGUGAAAGGAAGACAGAUUCAAAAGAUGAAUAGGAUUAUUGAUGAUUUGAAGGAGAAAUAUUCUGAUGCACAGAAGAGAAUAAGGGAGUUAGAAAGUAAAUUUAUGGUUAAUCGAAGUUGGGAAGUUUAAAAACAAGAGAAAUUUCGAGAUAGGCUGUAACAUUCAUAGUUUAAAUCCUAUCCUUCUGUAAAAUUAUAGUUAUUAAUGUUAAAUAAUCAAGCUAAUUUUAUAAAUUUCCCCACAACCAUGUCAUCUCCUUUAAUAAAUCUCAACUCUAUAUCAACCCCCAACCAUUACAAACACCAUUAAACCUCUAAAUCUCCCUAACCCCCCUUAGAACUGACCGACAAAACCCUCCUCCUCUCAAGCCCACCCCUGGCCUCCAUCCCAUCUCAGCCCCCAGCCCUCCCUCCCACUUCUCUUGCAGACCCCCAUUUCCAAGACUCCAGCCUCCUCGUCCAGAAGAUCAAAUCCUUGACCGAACAGAAUGAGGCUUUAAAGGCAGAGAAUGCUGAGAUUUCUCAAGAUUAUUCUGAGUUAAGAAAAGAGUAUGGAAGAUUGGAGAAAACAGUCCAGCAGAACCAGGUUAGAUAUGAGCAGUUGCAGAAUGAGUUUAAGCAGUGUGGGGAUUGGGGUGGGGGAUUUGAGAUGUUUGGGAAGGUAUAGUAAUGGGAUUUUCGAUUUGGAUUUAAGAAAAUUUUAGUAGGAACAUUUUUAUUUCUCAUUAAUAUCAUAUUUAACAAAUAAUCUCUUCAUAUCACCCUCGCCUCUCCAAUAUUUACCUCCCUUUCCUCUCCCUAAUACCCAAAACGUCCCUUUCCCACUCCUUUCCACUUCCCCAAAAUCCAACUUAGCCCAAAAAAUCCCUGCUCAAACUUGCAUCCUUAACCAGCCUAUUUAGGUCAGCUACUGCAAAAAGGUGAUAAGCUAAACAGGUCCCAGAGAAGGAAUAGGGAGAGAAAUAAGAAGUCUUUAAAGAGGAAUGGCUUUAGGGAAUUUGGGGUGAAGCAGCAUAAGAUGAAGAUGAAUACAAAAAUAACUGUGCACAAGAAUGAAGAUUUAGAGAGGCAAUCUUCGAAAGGGUUCAAGAGAGGGAAUAAUAGUAGCCGUUAUGGGGCUUAUAGCGAAGUUAUUAAUAAUUCUGAUAAUGAAUCUGCGAUGUUCCAAGAACCAUCCAACCUCUCGCUCAAAAGUUCGGCUGAAAACCUGACCCUCGAACUUGACAUGGCCCAGUCCUACAGUCAAGGACAAGACCAAAACCAGAUGUAUCUACAGCCAGGCAGUGUUUCACAGAAGAAGUUCUAAGGGAAUUUGGUAUAUAGAGUAGGUAAGGUAUUCACAGCGUGUAUGGAUGUGU
Molecule: messenger RNA, 1725 nt
Organism: Moneuplotes crassus
Lineage: Eukaryota; Ciliophora; Spirotrichea; Euplotida; Euplotidae
Source: the annotation of a GenBank genome assembly